This is a messenger RNA of Entrophospora sp. SA101, 684 nucleotides long. The record is from the annotation of a GenBank genome assembly. Lineage: Eukaryota; Fungi; Glomeromycota; Glomeromycetes; Entrophosporales; Entrophosporaceae.
AUGCAAAGAGAAUACCAAAAAGAGUAUGAAGGAACUAACGAAGAUGUUGUUCUAAAUAAGUCAAUAAUCAGGACAACAUCUAGUGUGUAUAAUCCAGUUGAAUUUUUAGAAUAUCUUGCAUCUCAAGAACAAUAUUUACCAAAUGUUAUAGAAGAAGUUCAGAAUCAAAUUGUAGGAUUAAAAAAUUCUCAAUCUCAUUCAAUACUAGAUUACCAAAAUAACGGUAUCAUAGAUGACAAUAUUUAUAGUAGCAAUAUUAAUAUUAUCACUAAUAAUAAUUUAAUAAAUCAAAAUCAAAAUAAUUUCAUCUCUACAGGAGAUAUUAACAAUAAUAUCAACGUUAGCAAUAAUGAUUAUAAUAACAAUCCACAACCACAACACACUCAAUUAGAUAAUAAUACAGCAGAAAAUAAUAGGCUUAAAUUAUCAAAUGUGCUGCUAACUCUAUCUCCAUUAUCUAAAUCUACGGAUCAGCAAUCUUUAAUACCAAGUAAAAAACCUAAACCUUACAAAGUAAAAUCAGGAGCAUUUAUAAUGUGUUUAGAAAUCUUUAUAUUAGGUGUAAUAAUACUUGUUUCAUGGAAAAUUACAGAUUUAACAGAUGGAAAUACAGCACUAUUCAAUAUCACCACAGGAAUUGGUACAAUUCCAAUUAUACAUAAUAAGACAACAACUAAUACAUAA